AACAGAGCACAGAUCGAAGUCAAAAAUCGAACAGUAAGGAAGUCGGAGCAACUUUGCCGAAAAGCAAAACUUCAAAAAAGAAAUACAAGGAUAAAAUACCUUUGCUUGCAAGUCAAACAAGUUCAUUCAACUUAACCAAAGAAAAAAAAUAUUUCAACCUCGAAACAAAAAAGAGCAUAGCUUAAAGAAAAAGUAAAAAUGGCGCUAUCUACUCUUCUCUCGCUUGUGGACGAGCUCCAGGAGCCCCGCACUCCCAUCUACGAGCUUGGACUGGGAAGGCAUCCGCACUCUCGCUUCAUGCUGCCACUUGGCACUCAGCAGCGUCGUUCCAUCAACGGAUGCCCUUGUGCCUCGCCGAUAUGUCCAUCGUCGCCCGCCGGUCAGGUGUUGGCUCUACGUCGCGAGAUGGCCAACCAGAACGACAUCCACUGGCCGGCUACCGCCCAGGUGGGCAAGGAUGGAUUCCAGGUGUGCAUGGACGUCGCCCAGUUCAAGCCGAGUGAACUCAACGUGAAGGUGGUGGACGACUCCAUCCUGGUCGAGGGCAAACAUGAAGAACGCCAGGACGACUAUGGUCACAUCAUGCGCCACUUCGUGCGUCGCUACAAGGUUCCCGAGGGCUACAAGGCGGAGCAAGUGGUCUCGCAGCUGUCCUCUGAUGGCGUGCUCACCGUCAGCAUUCCCAAGCCGCAGGCCAUCGAGGACAAGACCAAGGAGCGCAUCAUCCAAAUCCAGCAAGUGGGACCCGCUCACCUCAACGUUAAGGCGAAUGCCAGCGAGUUGAAGGGCAAGGAGAACGGAGCCACCAACGGCAAGGACAAGUAAAGGAGCCACCGAGGAGUUCAUCCAUAUUUUACUCCCAAUGUCACCCAUCAUCAUUCCCCCACUUAAUUGUUCCUAAUUUAUUGCAUUGCAUUUGUAAUGAGCUAAAGACUUGAAUACUCAUAAUAAUUUAAUAAAUCAUUUGUACACCUGGUGUGAAAAUUUA
This is a messenger RNA of Drosophila yakuba, 988 nucleotides long. RefSeq names its product heat shock protein 26 (gene Hsp26). The transcript has a single exon. Bases 199 to 825 code for a protein of 208 amino acids. Gene Ontology annotation, molecular function: protein folding chaperone. Gene Ontology annotation, biological process: response to heat; protein refolding. The record is from RefSeq and is a predicted model, not a curated record. NCBI's taxonomy places the organism in Eukaryota, Metazoa, Arthropoda, Insecta, Diptera, Drosophilidae.